Molecule: messenger RNA, 549 nt
Organism: Ochlerotatus camptorhynchus
Lineage: Eukaryota; Metazoa; Arthropoda; Insecta; Diptera; Culicidae
Gene: RpL36
Product: ribosomal protein L36
Exons: 3
Coding region: 75-416 (113 amino acids)
Biological process (GO): cytoplasmic translation
Cellular component (GO): ribosome; cytosolic large ribosomal subunit
Molecular function (GO): structural constituent of ribosome
Source: RefSeq, a predicted model, not a curated record
ACGCUACACCUAGUACCGCACGGUUGCUCUCUUCGCCAUUCUUUUCCGGCUGUCAUUUACACCGAGGAGGAAACAUGGCUCCCCGAUAUGAAAUCUGUGUCGGUCUGAACAAAGGCCACAAGACCACCAAGCUGAAGCAGCUGCAGUACCGUGGCGAUCGUAAAGUCAAGGGAAUCCGCCCGUCUCGCACCAAGGGUAUCCAAACCAAACACACCAAGUUCGUGCGCGAUCUGGUCCGUGAGGUUGUCGGCCAUGCACCGUACGAGAAGCGAGGCAUGGAAUUGCUGAAGGUGUCCAAGGAUAAGCGCGCCCUGAAGUUCCUGAAGCGUCGCCUUGGUACGCACAUUCGUGCCAAGAGGAAGCGUGAGGAACUUUCCAACAUCCUGGCCCAUAUGCGUAAGGCCGCUCACAAGUAAGCCAGUUCUUGUGUGUGUAAGGAACUGUUUUGUUCUGCUCCGUUUGUAAUUAAGGGAUUAGUUACAUCCAAAAAAAAAACCUGUGAAGAAAAGUACCCGUAAAUAUAACACAAAAAUCGCUUACUGAAAUCUA